This is a messenger RNA of Lotus japonicus, 1463 nucleotides long. RefSeq names its product RNA pseudouridine synthase 5. The transcript is spliced from 14 exons. Bases 39 to 1157 code for a protein of 372 amino acids. NCBI's taxonomy places the organism in Eukaryota, Viridiplantae, Streptophyta, Magnoliopsida, Fabales, Fabaceae. Gene Ontology annotation, molecular function: pseudouridine synthase activity; RNA binding. The record is from RefSeq and is a predicted model, not a curated record. Gene Ontology annotation, biological process: pseudouridine synthesis.
GUAAAUUUAACACUCAAGAUUAGAGCUUGUGACUCAGAAUGGCGAGCACUAAGGAAUUCGGCGUUCCAUGGCCGGAGUUCAACGACGGCCUCUCCUACCACGACGUCAUUCGUCCCUCCGAUGAUGGGUUGACAGUGAUUGAGUUCUAUUCCACCAAGUACAAGAGUUCAGCUCCCUUACAAGGUUGGUUGCAGCGUAUAGAAAAUGAGCAGAUAUCAGUUGGUGGAAGAGUUGUUACUGAUCCGAACACAGUCCUCAGAGUUGGUUCAAAGCUAGUCUAUCAUAGACUUCCAUGGAAAGAACCUGAUGCACCACACAUGAUUAAAGUCUUGUAUGAAGAUGAUGACAUGAUUGCUCUAAAUAAACCUUCUGGCCUGCAAGUUCUGCCCGGAGGUCUCUUCCAGAAAAGGACAGUUUUAACACAGCUUCAAUGGGAAGCCAACAAUAAGAGUACCCUUGAAGCACGGAAAACUCAUCCUGCUCCAGUACAUCGCCUAGGGAGGGGAACUUCAGGAAUAUUAUUAUGUGCAAAGACAAAACUAGCCAGAGCUCAUCUUGCUUCUUAUUUUGCUGAUGUAACAUCUCACGUGGGAGUAAAAAGUAGGGACACAGACCAGGGACUUGGGAAGAUUGCAAAGAUAUAUCGGGCGCUUGUGAGUGGUAUAAUUGGUAAUGAUAAGGUGACCAUUAAUCAACCAAUUGGAAUGGAAAAAUACCCUGGUGUUGCUAAAGGAUUAUAUGUUGCUUCCCAAUCAGGAAAACCAGCACUCAGUGUAGUGGACAUUCUGGAAAGAAACAUACAAGAAAACAGCACAUUGGUCCAGGUUAAGAUUCAGUCUGGACGACCUCAUCAAAUCCGCAUUCAUCUUUCUUUCAUAGGGCAUCCUUUGUUAGGUGAUCCUCUUUAUGCUGUUGGUGGUCAGCCUAAAUGCAUGGAUUGUGAUUUUAUGGAUGAGAGUUUUGCUGAAGAUGGGGGUUAUCAGAGGCCCACCAAACCGGUUCCUGGAGACUGUGGGUAUUAUUUGCAUGCACAUAAAUUGAUUCUCUCCCAUCCAAUAACUAAUGAGAUUAUUGAUAUCAUUGCACCCCUUCCUUCCAUCCUCAUGACAGCAGAAGAGGCUAAGGAGAUUGCUGUGGCACAGCAGACAACUGCUUAAGAAGUUGUUGAAACUGGUUCAAUGCUGUCAAAUAGUCGUUAUAGCAUAGUGCUUUGAGGGCUCACCGCUUUUGCCACUUUGAGGGCUUGAAAUAGCGGAUCUUUGGCUUUCCGCUAUUUUCCGCAAUCCGCAAUUAACAAGACUGAGCUGGUUGGUUAACUGUGUAGAAAGUGAAAGAUAAUAUCCUUUUGUUUUGUACUAGUGCAUUAACUCGUGCAGAGUGAAAGAAUUGUGAGACUGAAAAAUAUGACAUGUUCACAUACAUUUGUUUUUGUACCGUUCAAAUAUAUUGAAUAUUAUGGAAUA